AUAAUGUGCAAUGAUAGUUUUGGAUAUGUUUUCAUAUUUUAUGUGCUCGAGUUUUUGUUUUUGGGGAGAUAUUUGUUGAAAAUUAAGUCUUGGUGUCAAAAUUUCUAUCAGCACGAUAUUUGCAGUCAGUUUUUUUCGAAUUUCUUAACUUCCAGUCGCCAUUAUUUUGUGAAGCCUAACUACCAUAAGUUGAAAUACGAUCACAUUGGAGACCUAUUUCGAUUAAGAAUUUGGCCUGUGGUAAAAAGAACGAAGGAAUUUAACUCAUCCUUAUGGAACUUGUAUACAAGUGUAAAAAACGUAAAACCUUUCAAGAAAAAUAUUUUUCAAGUUAAAACUUAUAAAGCUCUGAAUAUUUUGUUGUAAAAGUUUGGCCUAAUGCUUAUCAAUAUCAUUGCUUAACUACUGUGACUGACUAAACAGCUGGCAAAGUAGCAUUGGUAAUAAUACAACACAUUUCUGAAAGUUAUGAGUAAUAGUACUAAAAACUACAGUAACUUUGUUUGUUUGUGAACUGUGAAGCCACUUAAUUUGAACUUUAAGUUUGUUGGUUUUAAUUGGUCAGUUUGGAGUGGAGUUAAUCACAUGCUAGUUUUCAGUUAGACAGCUAUUGCUAAGUCUAUAAAAUUUGUGUGAUAAAAUUUAGCUUAUGCUACUGCAGAGUCAUUAAGAUGCAUUGGUUUGUGGAAGACGGAAAUCGUAAUCAUCAGGGUGCUAUGAGGUAUUUGAAAAAUUUUGGAUUACCAACAGAAGUAGUUAAAUUAUACCAGUCAUUUUGGACAGGAGAAAAACACAAAAAGUUUGCUGAUAUUGAUGUAGAAGUUCCAUUGAAACUUGAUAAAAUGAGUGUUAUGACAACUGAACAAGAAGCUGGAAGCCCAGAAGUAUCACUUGUACAAAAGCCAAAAUUGAACUUUAACUCAAAGUGUGGUUUCAGGACUAACACAACUUUCUGUGGUGAAAAUAUAUUAAAAAAUCAUACAUAUAAUAUAAUGAAACCUCAUCUAGUGUCUUUUAAACCAUUUUUGAUUGGAGGAUUUGUUGGGAGUAAAAUUCAAAGCUCUCGUGAAGAAUACAAGGUUCCCUUUGAAAGUUUGUUGGAACAAUUCUUAUCAAUGAUGGUUAUAAUGGAUGCAAACAGAAGCUUUCAGAAAACCAGUUUUGCAAAUAACACUCAGGAAAUUAAAAGUCCUGGUUAUAUAGGAACAAUAUCUUCAAAAGAAAGACUUUUAGCUUCUCAUGGAAUUACUCCUCUUAGUAUUAGCAACCCUAGUGAAUUGAGAACUCUUGAUUUUUCCUAUGUAAAUGGUAUUAGUAACAAAAAGAAUAUUCAGACAAGAACAAUGAAUGGAAGAACUCUGGAUGAAAGCUCCACAAAAGUUUCACAAAUGGUCAAGAGACCAACAUAUGCUGCUGUAACAAAAAGUGAGAAACAACUAAAACCAACCUACGCCUCUGUCACUAAAAUUAAUGUUCCAAGUGUUGUUAAAAAUAGAUUUCUUUCUUCUACAAGUUAUCAAAGUCAUCCAGUUGAUAGCUGCUGUAAAGAAAGUAGUGAUAUAAUGGACCAUUCUGGAAAAAUGAGUAGGAAAAGAGAGAUGUGUGAAACAAAUGUGCCCUGGAAGGAAACAAAAAAACUUGAAAAUUUCAAAGGAAAAAGAUUGCUUGAUUUUGAAAAAAUUAAUUUCAAAAAAGAAGACACACAAAAAAUUAUUAAAACUAAUGGUUUUCUCAGCAAAAGUAAAGACAGUAGUAAUCACCUACUGGAUGUAGAAAGUAAUAAUUAUUUCACAGAACAUGACACUACCAGUUUUAAGUCAGAUGUUGAGAAUGUUGAAAAUUUUAGUAAUUUGUCUCUAAGUGGUAGCAGUGCUGAUACAAGAAUUGUAAAAAAUGAAAGUACACACAAGACUUGUGAUGUAGAAAGUGAAAGUGAUAAAAAAUCCAAAACUAUGUCUAUUAUAACAAAAAUGGGAACUGUAAAUGAUAUUAGUGACUGUUUUAAAACUGACAAGUCUUCUAGUCAAGAUUGUACAUUUUUGGACAAAGGUUUUGAUAGUCAGAUUCAGUGUAAACCAAUUGAUGAAGAUUAUAAAGUACCUACAGUAAAAUAUGUAAGUGCUAGCAAUAGUAAAAGUAAAUUUCCAGUGACGGUUUAUGAAAAUUCUACUCUUGCUUAUAUUCUUGGUGGGAAUGAAGAUGUGGAUAGUGAUACAGAUAGUUUUUCAAGUGAUUCUGAUGGUAGUUGGUAUGAAGACGAUUCUCUUGAAGAAGAUUUCUUUUGUCUAUCAGAAAUAUCUUUGGGUCUAAUGCAAAGUGAAGGGCUAUACCUAAAUAACUGUGCUGAUUCAAGUGCUUCAGUAUCCAGUAAUAAGGAAGGGUUGAUAGCACUUGCUCUGGAUAAUGCUUUGUGUAUUAAACAAGAAUUUAAGACACUAGAAGAACAGCAUCUUGAAAACAGAGAAAAAGAAAGGCUCAGACAGGUCAAUGAGCAGUGGAAAGAGGCAAUGACAAAAGUGCCUGAUAAACAAGUACAUAAACUCAAGUCUAAAAAGGUCCAUUUUGCUCCAGAGAAAAGACUCACUCGUGUUCAUGAACUAAAAGAUGUGGCAGAGUCCAGAAAAGGUCCAUGGGAAGAACUUGCAAGAGACAGAUGCCGUUUUCAAAAAGUGAUACAAGACUUUGAGAAUAUCAUCUCACCUGUCCUACUGCCUUGUCAUAGGGAAAAGAUGUAUGAUAGGUUUUAUAAAAAUCUGGAAAAUUGAGUUGUCUGUAAUUCACUGGGGAAUGAACAUGCAUGUAGAAAGUUAGAAGUGUAUAAUUUCUUUUCAGGCACAUUGUGCUGCUAUAUUAAGUGCAAAGUUUAACUUUUAAUCAGAACUGUAUAUUGCUUUAGAAGUAAGGCUUGGAAAGGUUAAGGAAAUGUUUUUGUAUUUAGUAGAUGAAUUCUUAAUCAUUUGUAUGUACUAAACUGACAACAGUAAAAAAAAUGGCAGCUCGGUUCAAAACAUUAUUAUGUAGACUACAUUAAUAAUGAGUAACACAUGUGAAAAGUCCAAUGUUAAGGUUUAAUUGUUCUAUAUUUUAUUUAUUUUCAAAAAGAUUUACAUGGAGAUAUUGUUCAAAGUGUUCCUGUUUAAAAAAAAUACUGUUAUGAGUAACAUAAAAUGUGUUUCAUAAUAAUUAAAUUUCAUUAAAAUGUAAGCAUUGUAUUAAAACAAAUGUACCUAUAGUAAAUGAAAAAUUUAUUGGUUUCUCUUUUAAGGGUUAACUUCACACUGUUAAGUUGGUGUACUCAUCAUGAAGUAUGAAAAUAAUGCAAUGUAGAGAUCAUUUUUAAACAUAUGACAUUAUUUCAUUUAUAAUUUUCGAUUAUUUUCAGAAAAUAGACCAUAGUAAGGUUUGUACAAACUAAAUUUGUUGAUGUAAAUAAUAUCUAAUGGCAUUCAGUAAUCUCUGGAUUACAUACAUUCAUAAUUUACAGAAUUGAGAAAUUAUCUAGCUGAAUAGUAAGUGAAAUGUGCAUUCUACCAAUGAUUGGAUACAUACCAUGGACAUUGUCUUGUGACAGUCUCGUGAAGUUGCUGCUGCUGGAGCAAUGUGAAAUACAUAAAGUACCUAAUAUGACUAAUAAAAGCUCAUCAAGCUUUUUUUAUAUCAGAAUUAGAAGUCUUAUUCUUAAUGACUUUUUAUUUUCUGCACUUCCAGUGGGUUUUAAACAUAUUUUUAAAGUUGUAGAGAUCAGUAAGCUUCAGAAUGCUAUCUCGCCCACAUACGUAUGUGCUUCUAGGUUGGGUUACAUAUCACUAGUUUAGAUAGAUAAUAGGGAAAAAUACCUAAUUACAAAAUAUAAGUUAUACUUCUCAAAUUAUAUAAAGGUAACAAUCCUAAAAUCUGAAAUUUUGAAGCAUAAGGAAACACAUACUAUCAUUUCAAACCAAAGUUAAAGCAAUAAGAUUGAUAAAUAGAUUACAAAAUUAUUUUGCACUGUAUAUUAUGUAAUGUAAGUAACUGAAGAAAAUUAAAAAUGUAACAGUGGGUGAUGUUAUGCAUUAUUAAAACAAAUUGCUUUAAUAAAAAUCUUCAUGCUUAUAGUAUAUGAUGGUUUUCUUCAGCUGUUUUACAUACUAUAAACAAACACAUGCACCAGAUUUUCAACAUAUAUUAGCUUUGACAUUGAAUAGAUUCAUCACUGGGAUAUACCCAUUCUAGAAGUGAAAGGAAGUUUUCAUGUUGCUUCUAAGCCACCUUUUAUGCUUAUUUAAGACUAUUACCAUUUGAGUAUCAGUUAAAACUGGAUAGAAUUUAUUAGUAACGUGAAUAUUUUAUAGGAGAAGUAUUUGUCGUGUCUUGUAAUAUCAACUCGAGUUUUGAAAAUCAAGAGAUUAAGCUUUUUCUAGAAAUCUCAUUCAAAGCACUUAACAUCUUCAAGGAAAGGUGGAAGAGGUCCAUUCAGGAUUAACACCAACCUAUUUUGCUUUUAUGUAAUGCUGUUUAUACAUUAUGGGUUCUGUCAGUAGAUACCAUCGUCAUUUUUUGGGCUAUCAGUGUUAACUUUUGUUUGAUAAGGAAAUGUGAUGUCUGUUGUUAAAAUUUGUUACAGAUGAAAUGUUACCAUUCACUGAAAGUAUUCCAAUUAUAGGAUUACUCCUUGUAUCUUAUGAUGUAUAAUAUUGCAAAAAUAGCUGUUUUUGUAAAUAAGUAAAUGUCAGAUAAUUCUCAAUUUGAAUUAUGAUUAUUUCUGAUAAACUUAAAAAAAUAAAAGUUGUAAAGAACUCAUCUCUCUUUUUUUUUUUUACACUUUCAUGCUGUUAUUUAUACUCUGGUAGUUAUUUAAUACAAAGAUUUGCAAAUAUAAAUUUUGGAAUGAAAGUAACAGAAUACCAGUCUGUGAAAAUUAAUAUAGAAGUUUCCUAGAUAAGAAUAUAGUGGAUUUUAUUAGACUGUUUUCUGGGAUUUUGUUUUCCUUUCUCUCACUUUAAAGGGACCAAACAUUUAUUGAUUGAUAUUUUACUGGAUCAGUCUAUUUGAUUGAACUUGAUAUGAAAAAGAUAAAAUCAAAUUUUUGCAACUGUGUAAUAGAAUAUAUGGAAUAGUGUUAAAUUACCAUGAACUGGUAAGUGUAAAAUAGGUGGUUUUAUUACUUUGAGAUUUUUUUCCCCCUGAUUGCGUAGUAAGAUAUAACAUUUUAGGAUGUUAAACAGGAAGGGAAAAACAGCUCUUGUAAGUUCAUUGUGGUAAGUGAUCUUAAUGUUUGCAAUAAACAUAAUUACAUCAAAUUACAAAUUAUUAUUUGGAGUACCUAUAAAUUGAGGCAGUUUGAGAGAGGGACUCAUAAUUAAAAGUUUCAAUGAAAUCUAUAUCCAGUG
This is a messenger RNA of Limulus polyphemus (Atlantic horseshoe crab), 5369 nucleotides long. RefSeq lists its product as uncharacterized. The record is from RefSeq and is a predicted model, not a curated record. Gene Ontology annotation, cellular component: protein phosphatase type 1 complex; endoplasmic reticulum. Bases 672 to 2765 code for a protein of 697 amino acids. Lineage: Eukaryota; Metazoa; Arthropoda; Merostomata; Xiphosura; Limulidae. Gene Ontology annotation, molecular function: protein phosphatase regulator activity. Gene Ontology annotation, biological process: response to endoplasmic reticulum stress. The transcript is spliced from 2 exons.